Aphanomyces invadans is the source of this 3296-nucleotide messenger RNA. Its product is annotated as valine-tRNA ligase. The coding region runs from base 17 to 3211 and encodes 1064 amino acids. The record is from RefSeq and is a predicted model, not a curated record. Gene Ontology annotation, cellular component: cytosol; cytoplasm. Gene Ontology annotation, molecular function: valine-tRNA ligase activity; ATP binding; aminoacyl-tRNA deacylase activity. The transcript is spliced from 3 exons. Lineage: Eukaryota; Oomycota; Saprolegniomycetes; Saprolegniales; Verrucalvaceae. Gene Ontology annotation, biological process: valyl-tRNA aminoacylation.
CUUGACGCCGUACAUCAUGGCGGAUUCGAACGAUACACCUGCGCAAGCGACGGUGCCCGGCGAUGGCGAACCAAAGCAGCUAAGCAAGAAGAUGCAGAAGAAGGCAGAGAAGGGCAAGCUGAAGGAAGUGAAGGAAAAGGACCCGAACCGGUGGGCGCCCAAGGAGAAGAAGGCGGAAAAGCCCAAGCCGGUCAAGGAAGUGGCGGUGGAGGAGGUGUAUGUGAAUAUCACCCCUGAAGGACAAAAGAAGGACUUGACGGCUCCUAUGGCGGCGGGAUACCAGCCUGUUGCCGUGGAGUCCGCGUGGCAAGCAUGGUGGGAGAAGGAAGGGUUCUUCAAAUGCGACGACGACAAGAUCAAAACCGCGUCCAAGGACAAGCGCUUCGUCAUGGUCAUUCCUCCCCCAAACGUCACUGGUUCGCUCCAUCUUGGUCAUGCGUUGACCGUGGCCGUGCAAGACACGUUGACUCGAUGGCAUCGUAUGUUGGGGCAUGCCACAUUGUGGGUGCCUGGUACCGAUCAUGCCGGGAUCGCCACCCAGUCGGUGGUGGAAAAGCGUCUGAUGAAAGACGAAGGCAAGUCGCGUCACGACCUCGGCCGAGGCCCGUUCUUGGACCGCGUGUGGGAAUGGAAGAACGACUACGAAACCCGUAUCCACCACCAGUUCCGCAAGGUCGGGUGCAGUGUCGACUGGGACCGCGCGUACUUUUCCAUGGACGACAAGUGCACAAGGGCCACGAUGAAGGCGUUCAACCAACUCUUUGACGAAGGCUUGAUCUACCGCGCCACGCGCAUGAUCAACUGGAGCUGCAAGCUCAAGACGGCGAUUUCCGACAUCGAAGUCGACUACAUUGAGCUGGAAAAGCGCACGAAGCUCGCCGUGCCGGGCCACAACCCCGCCUUCAAAUACGAAUUUGGAGUGCUGACAUCGUUUGGCUACGUUGUCGAAGACUCGACGGAGCAGUUGAUCGUCGCUACCACUCGAUUGGAGACGAUGCUCGGCGACUCUGCCGUCGCGAUUCACCCCAACGACCCUCGGUACACACACUUGCAUGGCAAAUUUGUCGUCCAUCCGUUCAACGGGCGUCGCAUUCCCAUCAUUUUGGACGCCGAGUUGGUCGACAUGGCGUUUGGGACGGGUGCCGUCAAGAUUACGCCUGCCCACGACCCGAACGACUACGAGUGCGGCAAGCGCCACGGCCUCGAGUUCAUCACAGUCAUCGACGACGAUGGCAAGAUCAACCCGAACGGCGGCGAGUUUGCCGGCAUGAUGCGUUAUGAUGCACGUGUCGCGGUCGAGAAGGCGCUCACGGCCAAGGGCUUGUUCCAUGGCAAGGUCGACAACAAGAUGCGCUUGGGGAUCUGCUCGCGAUCGGGCGAUAUUGUCGAGCCGUUGGUCAAACCGCAAUGGUUUGUUAACUGCGAGCAGAUGGCGCAAGACGCGAUGGCCGCUGUGCGGUCGAAGGAGCUCACGAUUCUGCCGGAACACCACGAAAAAACGUGGUUCCGGUGGCUUGAAAACAUUCGCGACUGGUGCAUUUCACGCCAGUUGUGGUGGGGUCACCGCAUCCCGGCGUACUUUGCCACGAUCGAAGGCGAGCCGUUCGUGGACCCGAACGCUGAAACGAACAACCACCGGUGGUUCGCUGGCUUGACGGAAGAAGAUGCGCGCGAGAAGGCCGCCGCCAAGUUGCAGGUCGACCCGUCCAAAGUUCUCCUCAAGCAGGACGAAGACGUGCUUGACACGUGGGUGAGCGCCGGCCUCUUUCCGUUCGCAGUCUUUGGCUGGCCCGACUCGGACGGCGAGUUCAAGGACUUUUACCCGACCGACUUGCUCGAAACGGGGUACGACAUUUUGUUCUUUUGGGUCGUGCGCAUGGUGUUCAUGGGCCAAAAGCUCACGGGGAAGCUUCCGUUCCACACGGUGUACUUGCACUCGAUCGUGCGCGACAAGUACGGCCGCAAGAUGUCCAAGUCGCUCGGCAACGUCGUCGACCCUCUCGAAGUUAUUCGCGGGUGCUCGCUCGAGACGCUCUUGGAAAAGCUCGACAGCGGAAACCUCCCCGAGAAGGAAGUGGAAAAGGCCAAGAAGGGCCAGACCGCCGACUUCCCCAACGGCAUUCCCGAGUGCGGCGCCGACGCCCUCCGUUUUGGCCUUCUCGCGUACCAACAGCAAGUGGGCGACAUCAACUUGGAUAUCCAACGCCUCGUCGGGUACCGCAACUUUUGCAACAAGCUCUGGAACGCCACGCGCUUCGCCAUGUCCCAUCUCGAGUCGGACGACGCGGCGAGCCGUUUCCACGACGGCAUUGCGGCCACCGUGCUGUCGAACCCCGUUGUGAAUGCGCGUGAUCGGUUCAUCUUGAGCCGUCUCCAUGCGACGAUUGCGACCGCCAACGCCGCCCUCGCCAGCUACUCGUUUGGUGAACUCACCACGGCACUGUACAACUUUUGGCUGUACGACGUGUGCGACGUCUACUUGGAAUUGGUCAAGCCCGUCAUGUCGGGGUCGGACGUCGAGGCCAAGAAGACGGCACAGCAAACGCUCUACUUGUGUCUCGAAAUGGGGUUGCGCCUGCUGCAUCCCAUCAUGCCCUUUGUCACAGAAGAGUUGUGGCAGCGCCUCCCUGGCUCCCGCGCCCACAGGAGUAUUGUGAUUGCUGCAUACCCCGAAGCGCACCACCACGCGGCGUGGGCCAACGCAGAAGCCGAAGCCAGCAUGGAGCAAAUCAAAGAAAUCAUCCACGCCGGUCGCUCGCUGCGUGCCGAGUACGGUCUUGCCAACAGUGCCCGUCCUACGUGCUUCCUUACAACGGACGACGCGGCGCUCCAACGUGUGGUGGAAGGCCAAGUCGAGGACUUUUGCACGUUGAGCAAGGCCGGGGAAACCAAGGUGCUGCUCAACGCGGCGCCGCCUGCUGGGUGCGCUAUCCACGUGCUCAACGACAAGCUGCAGCUGCACAUUUUGCUGAGUGGGCUCGUCGACUUUGCCAACGAAAUCUCGAAAUUGGACAAGAAGCUGCAGAAGCUCCUGCCGUCGUUGACCGCGCUCGAGAAGAAGCGCGCCAAGGACGACUACACGACAAAGGUGCCGGAAGCCGUGCGCGAAGCCGACGACGCCAAGUGGGACGCGCUGACCAAGGAGAAGAACGCCAUCACGUCCGCCAUCGCUGCCUUCACCAAGUGCCAAGAAGCCGACAUGAAAGCGUAAUCCCCGUUGAAUUUCAAGGGUUAAUCCACAAUGGCAUUUGAAUGUGUGACCCGCAUCGUCUUGUACGUUUACACCGCGUUUGCCC